UAUGCAGAAGUUAUUCUCAGUCCUGCCUCUAGGCCACCUGCUGCAGGCUGAGUUGCUGUGAGAGGCUCUUCUGCUGUAGGCUUUCUCUCUCACUGAAUCCCAGCUGCCAGAAUGGUGGUAGAGCUUUUUCUGGAUCUCCUCUCCCAGCCCUGCCGAGCCCUCUUUAUAUUUGCCAAAAAAAACAACAUCCCAUUUGAGUUCAAGCAUGUGGAUCUGCUAAAAGGGCAUAACCAUAGUGAAGACUUUGGCAAGGUGAAUGCGCUGAAGAAAAUACCAGCGAUAAAGGAUGGAGCCUUCACCUUAGCAGAGAGCAUUGCAAUCCUUCUCUAUCUGAGCCGAAAAUUCAACACCCCUGAUCACUGGUACCCUUCAGACCUGCAGAAACGGGCCCGGGUUGACGAGUACUUGUCCUGGCAGCACGCUACCAUUCGGGAGAAAGGGUGCAAAAUUUUCAUAACCAAGGUACUGGUGCCUCUCAUUCUAGGGCAGCCAUUUUCUCCAGAGACGCUAGAGGAGAAUGUCGAGGAACUGAAUUCUGCUCUGAAGCAGUUUGAGGAAAAGUUCCUGCAGGACAAGCCCUUCAUUGUGGGCAACGAGAUCUCCCUGGCAGACCUGAUGGCUGUUGUGGAGCUCAUGCAGCCUGUAGGCAGUGGCUGUGACAUCUUUGAGAACCGGCCCAAGCUGGCAGAGUGGCGCAGCCGGGUGGAGGAAGCUGUGGGGAAGGAGCUCUUCCAGCAAGCGCAUGAGCUAAUCCUGAAUGUCAAGGAUCUGAGCAUCCCUCAAGUUCCCCCAGAACUGAGGGAUCAUAUGAAACAGCUUCUAAAAACUUGAAUUAAAAAGGGAAAGUGUCCCUCUAAGCAAAACUAA
Chelonia mydas (Green sea turtle) is the source of this 867-nucleotide messenger RNA. RefSeq names its product glutathione S-transferase theta-1. Bases 112 to 831 code for a protein of 239 amino acids. Gene Ontology annotation, cellular component: cytoplasm. Gene Ontology annotation, biological process: glutathione metabolic process. The record is from RefSeq and is a predicted model, not a curated record. Gene Ontology annotation, molecular function: glutathione transferase activity. The transcript has 5 exons. NCBI's taxonomy places the organism in Eukaryota, Metazoa, Chordata, Testudines, Cheloniidae.